CAAAAUAUGAGUAAACCUCGCACAAAUAAUGUCAGUGCAACUCAUGAAAAUCAAAGACGAGUUAACGGAGUUGAUAUUCAUGAAAGUAUUGAGACGUUGAUACCAUUUACGGAUUCAAUAAAAGUCAAAAUUCAAGAGUUCCGAACACAAUUUAAAGAAACAUAUAAACAAUAUUUGAAUUUGAUUGAAAAUCCCCAAAGUCGAUCUCGAAAUCAAUCAUCAAUACGGUCUGGAAAUCAAAUUGCUACACUGGCAAAGAGCAGAAAUGAAUUCGGGCGAAAAGUUCAAUACCCGUCAUUUCAUAAGGUUAGCAGAAUCUAUGACACAACAAUGAAAUCAUUAGGCGAUUUUAUGACAACAUUUACAGAAGAUUCCAGAGAUUUAUAUUCAAUAGCUAUUAAGAUAAGUUCAUUACAACAGGAAUUUGAUAAUUUAGUAACGCGAUAUUAUGACCGUAAAGAUGAUUUAGAAGUUAAUCAGUUGUAUCAAAUAAACAAAAAGAUUGACAGUAUUAUUGAAAAUCACAAUAAGUUAGUUAUUACGUACAAUGCAGGAAUCGAGCAUUUCAAUGCAUUAAGACAUAAUUUAAGUAACGGUAUACUUAUUUAUGAAUCGACAACAGGAAAGAAUUUCGUGUUGUCACGAGAUGAUGAUCUAGAAGAGUUCCGACGUUUGGUUGAGAUCGAUGAAGUUUUGCAAAAACGCAGCACAAUAUACGCCACAUUUGCCAGCAGAUUCAAAGACGAUCUACAACAUUCUGCUGACAGUACUGUAUUAAUGCCUGUCAGGCCGUUAAAGAAGGACAAUUGGAUUCUACAAUCUCUAGAAGAACAAAAUAAUGAUGCUUCUGAACAGCAUACUCAGAAUCGUGAAAACCCUGGGCCAUUCAAUCAAGAAUACCAAACAUCUCGACAAAAUAUCGAAUUCGAUGAUGUUCCGGAACAUCACAUGGAUGCUUCUGUACCUAACGUUGAACCUAGUAUCAAUAUUCAGCAAACUUAUCAAGAGCCAAUCGUUACUUCACCUCCAACGCUAAACGCUCAGUCAAAUUAUGAACCCCCUCUACCGAGAAUUCACCAUCGUCAGCAUCAUGAAGAACCUACAUCAUCGAAACCAGUGGAACAAAUGCCAAGUUCUAGUCCCAAUAUUGUAAAAGCUUUCCAUCAUCCUAUGAAGGAGACAACGACCAUUAACUUUGUUGCAGAUAAAAAUCGUGAUGAUUCUCAGCAAGAUCAUCCGCAUACCCAGAAUUAUAAUAAUCCUGGAACAUCUAAUCAAGUAGACCAGCCAUCCCAACAAAAUACCAAAAUCGAAGAAGCCACUGACGUUCACCGGGGUGUACGUAAUGUUCAACAUAUCGAUACCUCACCUCCAAUGCCAAGCACUCGGUCAAAUUAUAAACCACCUCCAUCGACGAUUCACCAACGUCAGCAUUCUGAAGAAGCUGCGUUAUCGAAACCAAAAGAUAAACCACCGAAACAAAUGCCUAGUUCGAGUCCAAAUAUCGAAAAAGAUUCUCAAUACUCUAAGAUGGAGACACCGGCUAUCAAAGAUAAUGAACAAGCUUCACCAGUAUCAAUAGUUUCAAUACAUCCACCAAUAAAAACUGGCAAUCGAAUUAUUAUACCUGCUGAACCCCCUGCUUCUGAAUCUGAAGCUGUUCUAAAACUUACUAAUAAUCCAGAACUCUCAAUAUUUUUAGUGCCAUCAACUCGAGCGCCAGUAUCUCGAUUUAAACCCUAUCAAAAUCUGAGACGCAGUUUACAACUACGAAAACCUGCCUCGCGAUCAGUGAAACAGCCAAUAUCGAGUACCGUACUUCAUUCGAAAACAAUAGGCGGUGCUGCAAAUCCAUUACCACCUGUAAAUUUGAAGACUCAACCUGUUACAAAUGUCAACCGAGAAUCUGCUUAUCCAACGAUUAAGGAUAUUCUAGCCCGAACGGACAUACCACUCGUACCAGUGAGCAGAAGUUUACCUAAACAAGAUCACAAUGCCCCAUCAAUAAGCAGAAAGAUACCGUCACCGCUUGAUCGCAGCGUUAAGUCACACUCAGAUAUCGAAGCAACUAAAAAUACACAACCGACACCGAUCCGUGACUUUGAUGUCAAUCAGUCAAAUAUAAAUCCAAGUCCGACCGUUGAUGAAAACAUCAAUGUAGGCUAUGAUCAGCAAAAAUCAACACAGUCCGAAAACUCUGAGCCAACUGGCCCGCAUGAGGAACCCAAUAAUGAAAAAUCGAAGCUUAAAUCCGAAAGUGAACUAUCUUUUGAUGAACUGUCUAAUCAAUCUAUGGAUAUUGAGCAAUCGUCCCGCGAACCUCUGAUUAUCAACGAAAAUUCUAAUUUGAAAGCUCAACAAAAUAAUAAUGAACCAAAUCAAAAAGAAGAAUCGGAAUUAUCAGAACAAACUAUUGAUAUAACUGAUGACUCCGAUGAAAAUAUAAUUACAAUACAAGAAUCUACAAAUCUCGAUAAAAGUAAUGACUCGCGAGAAACCGAAGCUACCGAGGAAGCAAAUUUGCCUAAAAACCUUAAAAAUAUUUUAGGUAAAGAGAUGAUAACAACAUCUGAAAUUAAUCACCUUAAGAAAUUUCUUCCGAUUUUCAAGGAAUUUCAGAACCGCCAUUCUCAUCAACUGCGUGAGGUUCAAAGUAUUUGUGAUGACAAAAUCAUAAUGAAAGGAAUUGAAGGUAGCGAUCAUGAGGGCUUAGGGAUGGAAAUACAGAAACUUGAAAAAAGAAGUUUUGAACUAAGACGGAAGAUAAAAUAUAUUGGAAAAAUAGUGCGUGAUAUAACUGAAAAAAUUAAUAAAUCGGAGGUAAAAGAAGAAUCGAACUUAUCAGAAAAAAAUAUUGAUCUAACUGAUGACUCCAAUGAAAAUACAAUUACAAUGCAAAAAUUUACAAAUAUUGAUAAAAGUAAUGAUUCACAAAAAACCGACUCUAGGGAGGAUUAUUAUUCGACUCAAAAGCUUACAAAUAUUCUACGUAAAGAUGAGAUAACAGAAUCUGAUAUUGAGUUUCUUAAAAAAUUACUUCAGAAAAUCGAAAAAUUACAAAACCAUUAUUCUAAUCAACUGGAUGAAGUUCAAAAAAAUUAUGACAAAAUCACAAUGGAGACAAAUCAAGGUAGUAAUCAUGAGGGCUUAGAGAUAGAAAUGAAGGAGCUUGAAGGAAAACGUCAAAAACUAAAAAAAGAGAUAGCAACUGCUGCAAAAUUAUUGGAUAGAAUUACAAAUAAAAUUAAUAAAUCAGAGGUAAAUGAAGAAUCAAAUGAUAAUCAGGGGCAAUCACUUGAAAAAAUGUCUGAAAAAAAUGUCACAGUAAUGUCACCACCGAAUAUAGUGACUAACCAAAUAGAAUCCGAUUCUGCUAUUGAAUCGAAUAGUCAAUCCGACGAACAAACCAAUGAAAGCUCGGAUCCUGAACAAUUUCAUAGUCAAGAUAUCACUGUACAACCUGAAGUGCCAGCGAAAGUAAAAAGAAAAUUAUCAAUUGACAAUACUAGCGAAAAAUCAAUCAAUCAACCUGAAAAAUUAUCCACUAAAAUCUCGAAAUCUGACCAGAGUAAAUCAUCUGAUGAUCGAGGUAGGUCCAGAAAAAUUCAAACAGAGACUAGAUCAUCAGCAAAAAUGAAGAGAAAAUUAUCAAUUGACAAUACUAGCGAAGAAUCAAUCAAUCAACCUGAAAAAUUAUCCACUAAAAUCUCGAAAUCUGAUCAGAGUAAAUCAUCUGAUGAUCGAGGUAGGUCCAGAAAAAUUCAAACAGAGACUAGAUCAUCAGCAAAAAUGAAGAGAAAAUUAUCAAUUGACAAUACUAGCGAAGAAUCAAUCAAUCAACCUGAAAAAUUAUCCACUAAAAUCUUGAAAUCUGAUCAGAGUAAAUCAUCUGAUGAUCGAGGUAGGUCCAGAAAAAUUCAAACAGAGACUAGAUCAUCAGCAAAAAUGAAGAGAAAAUUAUCAAUUGACAAUACUAGCGAAGAAUCAAUCAAUCAACCUGAAAAGUUAUACACUAAAAUCUCGAAAUCUGACCAGAAUAAAUCAUCUGAUGAUCGAGGUAGGUCCAGAAAAAUUCAAACAGAGACUAGAUCAUCAGCAAAAGUGAAGAGAAAAUUAUCAAUUGACAAUACUAGCGAAGAAUCAAUCAAUCAACCUGAAAAAUUAUCCACUAAAAUCUCGAAAUCUGACCAGAGUAAAUCAUCUGAUGAUCGAGGUAGGUCCAGAAAAAUUCAAGCAGAGACUAGAUCAUCAGCAAAAGUGAAGAGAAAAUUAUCAAUUGACAAUACUAGCGAAGAAUCGAAGACUGGUUCUAAUACAUCAAAGAAAUCACUAGAGACAACUCGUCAACAGUCAGAACAAUGGUUACAAACAGAAGAAUAUAUCAAUUUAUUAAUAAAAAAGCUCCGAACAGAAACAAAUAAUCCUAAUAUUCAACAAAUUCGUGAAAAUAUGAUUAAAAAAUUACUUUGGGUUAAUACGAAUUUAGUGAAAUUUCUUCAAAGACAUAUAUAUUUAUUAUCAAUUAAAGACAGGAAAAUUAGAACAAUAAAAUCAUUAUGUGAAAAAAUAUUUAAUGAUGUAAUAAUACACGCAACAAACAUUGAAAAUGAAAAGAUCGAUUCUUCUUUUAUUACGCCAUUAGAGAUAGAAUUAAAUAAAACCGAUAAUAAUAAUAAAGAAAAGAAAGUUCAACUUGAAUAUUUACAAAAUAAAUUAAUACUGUCCGAAAUUAGUUAUUACUACUGUUACUAUUUGCUCAAUCAAAAUCGUAGUGAAGUACUUGAAUUUGAAUUAGGUUCCGGUGUGAUAACAAAUGACAAACAAAGUCAAUUUUUCGAGGCUGUUGAACGUAUGAAUAAAAACCUCGAUGUUUUAAAUAAAGAUAUAAUUUUUAAUAAACAAGAUUAUAUCAACUGGAUGAGAAAUAAAAUAAAAAGUCUUAAGGCAGAAUUGAAAUUAGUGGAGAAAGACGAACGCAAAUUAAGAAUAAAUGAUUUGAGAAGUAAAAUAAUAGAAAUUGAUAAUAAUAUAAAUAAUAAAAUUGAUGAAAUUCUUGCUUUAAAAAUAAGAACAUUAGGACCAUUUCAUUCUAUAACGUAUGAAUAUGACAAGAAAUUGAAGAAGUGUGAAACAGAAUUAAAAGACCUUGAAAGUGCGCACAAAAAAGCACUUAGAAAAUAUAUAUCUUCUAAUGAAUGAUAUUUUGUAACUAUUGACUAAUUGAAAAUAU
Microplitis demolitor is the source of this 5230-nucleotide messenger RNA. RefSeq lists its product as uncharacterized. The record is from RefSeq and is a predicted model, not a curated record. Lineage: Eukaryota; Metazoa; Arthropoda; Insecta; Hymenoptera; Braconidae. The transcript has a single exon. The coding region runs from base 7 to 5199 and encodes 1730 amino acids.